GGAAAGCACAGCUAGCGUUUUAUUGCGCUGUAGCAGAAAAAGACAAGGGAACACAGCUGCUGUUAAACAAAGAAAGACAGAAAUAAAGGCAACAUAAAGAACUGGAACAACCAGAGAAGAAAUAUAAAAAGCCCUUAACAUGUCUGAAAACACAGAUGCCCUCUACAGUCCCUCAGAGUUGAGGCUGGUGCUGGUUGGAAAGACUGGAGUUGGAAAGAGUGCAGCAGGAAACGCCAUCCUGGGAAAAAAACAGUUUAAAUCUUCAUUCAGCGACUCCUCAGUAACAAAGUACUGUGCGAGGGGAGAAGAAGUUGUUGCAGGGAGAUGUGUUGUUGUGGUCGACACUCCAGGCUUGUUUGACACAAAGCCUGAGGAGUUUCUUAACAACGCUGACAAGGACCUCAAGCAGCUGGUAGAGUCGUGUGGGAACAGGUUUCAUGCAAUCAAUGGAAGAGACCUAAUGGAUCAAAAGCAGGCCAAAGAACUUCUGGAGAAAGUAGAUGAAAUGGUGAAAAGAAAUGGUGGAUGCUUCUCCAAUGAUUUGUACGAGCUAGAGGAGAAAAGAAGGGCAGAUGAAGCGAGGCACCAGAAGGAAAUUGAAGAGCUUAGGAAGAAGAAUGAAGAGGAAGUGGAAAAGGCAAAACAGGCGAAUGUAGCAAUGGAGAUAAUAGCAAAGAUGCAGGAGGCGCAUAUGAAGCUAAUCGCCAUGUUGAUGGAACACAUGAAUAAGAUAAACGAAGAUCAUAUGGAAUUUAUGACAGCACAGCUCAAUAACUCACAGGCAAAGGAAUGCAACUGCUGUGUAUCAUAGUGUAGUGGAUUUCCCUCAAUACGUUCUUGUGCCAUGUUUCCAUGUGUGACAGGAGUGUAAAUGCAUUGUUUAAUUAUACUUUUAUAUUUUGUGAUUUGGGGGUGCGGCUUUGAAAAGUACAUAACCAGCAAUAGCUUUAUUAUAAUGUGGGAAGCUGUUUGAAGUGAAAUACAAUAAAAGGCUGAAAAA
Messenger RNA from Acipenser ruthenus (sterlet), 1000 nucleotides. Its product is annotated as GTPase IMAP family member 8-like. Gene Ontology annotation, molecular function: GTP binding. The record is from RefSeq and is a predicted model, not a curated record. The transcript is spliced from 3 exons. NCBI's taxonomy places the organism in Eukaryota, Metazoa, Chordata, Actinopteri, Acipenseriformes, Acipenseridae. Bases 140 to 811 code for a protein of 223 amino acids.